GGCCACUUUAGUUCAAUCACCAGAUUUCAUCUCCUUUAUACUCCUUUCCUGACAUCUAAACCUCAUAUCAACCACAUAACCUAAAUCACCGCCAUCAUGCCUCCAGCAAGCUACUCGCGCCCGCCACAGCACGACUCGUGGUUCGCGCCGCUAUCUGUCGACCUAAUCCUCAAGGUCCUCAACGUCACCAUCUUCCACCCCUUCAUCUGCUGGCUGAUCCCGCUGUGCCUGCGCGCCCAGACGACCAAAUGGGAGGCGCCGCCCAUGGUGGGCGCCAUUGCCUGGGCCAUCUUCAUCUCGGUCAUGUGGAUCGCGAGCGCGGUCAACCAGCGCAUUGCUAACGGCGCGCCGCGCGAGGUGGACCUGGGCGAGGAGGUGAUUGUGGUGACGGGCGGCGCGAGCGGGCUGGGCAUGCUGGUUGCCGAGGUGUACGGCAUGAGGGGCGCGAGCGUGGCCGUGCUGGAUGUGAAUGAGAUGGAGAAUGGCGAGGCGAGGGGCGUGACGUUUUACAAGUGCGAUGUGAGCGAUAAGGAGCAGGUGGCCAAGGUUGCCGUUGAGAUUGAGAAGGAUCUCGGUACGCCUACUGUGCUCAUCAACAACGCUGCUAUUGUCGUGGGCAAGCCGCUGCUGGACCUCUCCAUCGAUGAGAUCGAGACCAGCAUCGGCACCAACCUCCUGGGUCCCUUCUACUGCCUCAAGACGUUCCUCCCAGCAAUCAUCCGCGGCGGCCGCGGCGGCACAAUCGUCAACGUGUCCUCCGUCAUCGGCCACCUGGGCGCCGCGCAACUGACCGACUACGCUGCCGCAAAGGCCGGCCUCACGGCACUUCACAAGUCUCUUGCGGCAGAGCUGCGCGAGUCGCACCCGGACAUCCGCACCGUGCUCGUCACGCCGGGCCAGCUCAGCACGCCGCUCUUCUACGGCGUGCAGACGCCAAACAGCUUCUUCGCGCCCGUGGUCGAGCCCGUGGACGUGACGAAGGAGAUUGUGGCGGCGAUUGAUGGCGGAAAGGGCGUUACUGCUGCGAUGCCGUUUUACGCGCGGUGGGUGGAUUGGUAUAAUGUUUUGCCGGUGGGGGUGCAGCUCGUUGCGAGGAAGCUUGCUGGUGUGGAUAGGGGGAUGAAGACGUUUAUUGGGAGGACGGGGUCUGCGGAGGAGUCGAAGAAGAUGAGGUAGAUGAAGGGGAGAAGAGAGGAAACCAAGAAGGAGAGGGCGCUGGCGUGUUCUCUUUCUUUGUGGUUUGGUUGUUUUAUAGAAGUGGGAGAAAAAAGGAGAAAGAGUUGUUGAUGAUUUGAUGCAUAUUAGAGCUACAAUAAUGAAGCCUCAUGGGGCCCUAGCAUGGUAGACUAGACUGGCUGGCAUUUUACAAGAACAAUAUUUCU
This is a messenger RNA of Trichoderma harzianum CBS 226.95, 1382 nucleotides long. RefSeq lists its product as hypothetical. The record is from RefSeq and is a predicted model, not a curated record. Gene Ontology annotation, molecular function: oxidoreductase activity, acting on the CH-OH group of donors, NAD or NADP as acceptor. The coding region runs from base 97 to 1176 and encodes 359 amino acids. The transcript has 2 exons. NCBI's taxonomy places the organism in Eukaryota, Fungi, Ascomycota, Sordariomycetes, Hypocreales, Hypocreaceae.